AUGCUAAAAUAUCACGGCAGCCCUUAUUUAAUAUUGAUUGUUAUUAACAUCGAAUUUUAUCCUAAUAUAAGAUAUGGUGUAAUAAAUUUGGAUAAACCUGCAAAUCCAUCAUCACACGAAGUGGUAGCUUGGGUUCGCCGCAUCCUUCGAGUAGAAAAAACUGGACAUAGUGGAACACUUGAUCCAAAGGUUACUGGUUGUUUGAUAGUGUGUAUAGAUCGUGCAACGCGUUUAGUAAAGUCACAGCAGAGUGCAGGAAAAGAAUACGUCUGUGUAGUGCGACUCCACAAAUCCAUCGAAUCCGGCCUGAAACUCGUAAAAGCACUUGAAACACUCACCGGCGCACUAUUUCAACGCCCACCACUAAUAUCUGCCGUAAAACGGCAACUUCGCAUUCGUACAAUUCACGAGGCGAAAUUAAUUGAAUAUGAUGAUGAUCAUCAUUUGGGUGCGUUCUGGGUUAGUUGUGAAGCUGGCACUUAUAUUCGUACAUUGUGUGUACAUCUUGGUCUUUUGCUCGGUGUCGGUGGGCACAUGCAGGAAUUGAGACGCGUGCGGUCUGGCGCGAUGUCUGAAAAUGAUAACAUGGUGACAAUGCAUGAUGUGUUGGAUGCUCAAUGGACAUAUGAUAAUACCAGAGAUGAUUCCUAUCUUCGCCGAGUUAUCCUUCCUCUAGAAACACUACUUACCUCAUAUAAGCGACUAGUUGCCAAAGAUAGUGCUGUGAAUGCGAUUUGUUACGGCGCAAAAUUCAUGAUACCCGGUCUACUUCGAUACGAAUCAAAUAUUGAAGUCAAUGAAGAAGUCGUGAUAAUGACGACUAAGGGUGAAGCUAUUGCGCUUGCGAUUGCUAUGAUGACGACUGCGGUGAUGGCUACUUGUGAUCAUGGUGUUGUUGCUAAAGUUAAGAGAGUUAUUAUGGAACGUGAUACAUAUCCAAAGCGAUGGGGUCUAGGACCCAAGGCCAAGCAAAAAAAGAACUUGGUCAAAUUGGGGAAACUAGAUAAAUAUGGACGCGUAAAUGAAGCGACGCCCGAAGACUGGAAAAAUUCCUACAUUGAUUACAGUGAGAAAAAUAACAAUAAUCAGCAGGAAACAAAACAACCACAAACAGAAUCAGCAUCAACGCCCCUUAUACAAGAAAUAAAGAGUGAGCAACAUAUUGAGAUUGAACUUCCUUCUGCGACGAUCGAACCACCGGAAUCAACAGGACUACUAGAAGAAACUACUGAUGAAAGCAUCAAACAUACUAAAAAGAAAUCGAAAAAAAGCAUCAAAAAGGAACCAUCAAUUAAAAAGGAAGAAGAGCAGGGCGCGACUUUUAUAACUGCUGUUACAACGAUGACGACGAAACCGGAUGAUGAUGAUGCAGCUGAGAAAAAGGCCCGAAAGAAGGCCAAAAAGGAAAAGGAAAAAGAGAAAGAGAAAUCUGAGAGUUCAUCCAAGAAAAAAUCUAAAUCUAAAUCUGACGCAGAAAAAUCUCCCGAAAAGAAGAAAAAAAAGAAGACCGAAGAUUCUGAAUGA
Messenger RNA from Ambispora leptoticha, 1524 nucleotides. NCBI's taxonomy places the organism in Eukaryota, Fungi, Glomeromycota, Glomeromycetes, Archaeosporales, Ambisporaceae. The record is from the annotation of a GenBank genome assembly.